Molecule: messenger RNA, 6070 nt
Organism: Dermacentor silvarum
Lineage: Eukaryota; Metazoa; Arthropoda; Arachnida; Ixodida; Ixodidae
Biological process (GO): lipid transport
Molecular function (GO): lipid carrier activity
Source: RefSeq, a predicted model, not a curated record
CAGCGCCUGCAAUGUGAACGUGCUGGUAAUCUCAACAGCAUAUCCGUGCUCAUGUGCCUUAUGCUUCCGUCGUCAUCAGUUCGUUCCUGUGAAACGAAGAAGUGCAUUUCCCCAUGGCCCCUCUCUUCGUUAUCGGGACAGACGAGACGGUGGUGACGACGUUUUCAGCCGUACAUGCAUCACACGGAAAAAACUGGAUUUCGUAACGGACCACCGUGCAACAAAAAACUGACACAGUCCACAAGACAACCACCAAGUCCCAGAACCGGCUUCGGUUCCUGGCAGUAUCUCUAUAGUCGUGCUGGACAGGGAGCGACGCUCAAGCGCCGCCUGGCUUUGACCAGAACUCGGCGUCAAAUUGUCUGCCAACCUCGCUCGUGUAGGCAGCACAUUCACCAUCUCGGCGACACCAGCGGCCGUGCCGAGGCGCCUAUCAUCUUCAGAGUUUCGCCGCUGUUUCCAUCGCCGCGUUGCGGACCGUCUCACGGCCAAGGCUACUUAAGGGAGCUUGGGUGGCCGGGAUCGCCUUUUCUCUUUGUGGCGGGUGAGACGGGCGAGCCCGUCAUGAGGGUCCUCGUCGCGGUGGCGCUCUUGCUGAGCGCGGAAGCUGUGGCAGGUUUCAAUAACGGCAAGGAGUACGUGUACAACUAUGAAGGAAAGAUUCAAACAAUAAACUUGGAGCAGCCCCAACAUUCCAACGGGUUCGCCUUCCGCAGUAAGAUAGCCAUGCAGCCUAAAGGCGAGCUCACAUUUUUCAAGGUCUCGGACUUUGUCGUCGAUUUGUUCCACGGUGAAACGAUCGACCUGAAGACGCACACCUUCAAUUUUCAACCCCACGAACAGCUGACCAACUACCUAGAACGGCCCUUCGCCGCUGCAUUCAAGGAUGGCCGGUUCGAGCACGCUGAACUGGGUAAGGAUGAGCCUCUCUGGUCUCACAACAUCAAGAAGGGCAUCAUCAGCCUGUUCCAACUGGAUCUUUCAAAGCGAAGCCAGAUUAACCCACAAGGCAACGAGUUCAUCGUGGCCGAGGAUGGCCUUAACGGCCAAUGUCAGACGACCUACGUCGUGUCGGAAGAAGCCGAAGGCCUGGAGGUGACAAAGAUAAAGGACUUAGAAAAGUGCGACCACCGGCCCUACCACUUUACGGGAACGCUCAAAGGACGACCGUGCACCGGAUGCAAGUCACAGCGAUGGUUGCCUCUCACAAUGACGUCAGAGGUGAAGUAUCGCUUGAAGGGCACGAGAGAACAUUACGUCAUCGGCUGCGCGUGCGGAACUUCAGACCAAGUGCUCGCGCCCUAUGGAGACGGCAAGAAAUUCCACGUGCAAGUCAACAACACGGCGACGCUUCUGGAGGAACACGACGGUGCCGCGGAGAUUUCUCUACCGGAGGUCGAAAGCCACCCGCGACUGUGGCAUGCCUUUCCCAAGGCGGAAGACGCCGUCACGGGCCUCGAACUGCACGCGCCCAACCACUACGUCCACGAGUUCGGACUCACUGGAAGCCAAGAAACAUUCAUCGAGGGUCUGAAGAGGCUGGCAGCCAUCGAGUACAGCCAGGAGGACUACAAGAACAUGCGCGACAAGCCGAGUGCAAGCAUGCUCUUCCUGCAGCUAUUCUCAAACAUGCUGACCUUGACGUACGACGAGAUAUCGGACAUCUACAACCAGCACGUUCUCAAUGCGCCCAAUGGAGCCAAGAAGCACAUCAGGAACGUGUUCCUCGACCUUCUGGUAGCUGCAGGGAACAACCCGCACGUUUCCUUCGCUCUCAAGCUCAUCAACGCUGGCCAACUUAGCACGGACGAAGCCGACCGCUUGUUGCUCAAGUUUCCCAACAACCUCAAGGAGUUCAGUGUGGCUGUCGUCAGCGAGCUGGCCAACGUGUGCCACUCGGAGUUUGUGACUGCCAGCGAGUCGCUGCGAUCCACUUGCAUCCUGGCUGUGAGUGCCCUGGCAGGUGGAGCUAGAUGCAACAGGGCCACCAAUCUGCUCGAGGCUGACUCCGGUCUCUGCUCGCCGCACAUUGUCGAGCUUUUCUUCAACUACUCGUUGACGCCGGAGGAUGUGAAGGCCAAGUCCGAGCAGCGGGUCACCUACUACAUCAACGCGGCGGGCAACCUGGCUACUUCGGCGGCUGUGCGGUACCUGCAGCGGUUCGCCGAUCCGCGCCACAACCAGCCCGUGACGCGCCGGUCGGCUGCCCUGUGGGCCCUGACGCGCACAGCGGCUCUGAACCCGAGUCUGGUGCGUUCAGUCGUGCUGCCCAUCUACGAGAACACGAGCGAGCCCCACGUAGUUCGAGCUGCGGCGUUCAUCAACAUCAUGUUCAGCGAUCCGGACCUCUUCAUACUGCGCCACAUCGCGCGAAGUCUGAUCGACGACCCCAGCGACCACCUCGUGUCCUACGUCAGCAGCACCUUCCGCGCCAUCGCCGACUCAAAGUUCCCCUGCGUUCAGGACCUUGUCGAGAAGCUGCGCUACGUACUUCCGCUGUGGGACAACGUGCGAAGGCUCUCCAAGCCAGUGGACAUCACGAAGUCCUCCGCGUACGCUAGUACUGGAUACAGCCGCGAGUACGACACCGGCAGCUUGAGCGUCCUGUCCGUCAUACGCUCCGAGGACAGCUUCCUGCCGCAGAGCGUCUACGCCACCACCCAGGCGUACGCCGCUGGCAAUGUGUACGAGGUCUUCGCACUGAGCUUCGAGCAGUGGGGUCUGGACAGGCUCGUGAACGCUCUGUUGGGCCCACAUCCGGGUUCCACCAAGAACCUGUGGAAUGUGCUCGGCAGGCGCCGCUUCACUCGGAGCGCCUCGGAGACGAGCCGCAAGCACAUUGAGCAGGCGCUUCCCAUCGCCGACCGCGAAUACGAGCCAGCGUACGCACGGCUCAACCUUCAAAUCUUUGGUCACUCCGUGAAGCUGAUUCAGUUCGACGAAUCAGCGCUCGCGGCAGUCCAGUCUAACGAACCUCCGGCGGCUGCGCUGGCUCACGUGCUUGGAGAGGAGGUACACUCGAAGCACUUCCACCUCGUCGAAGACCUCAUAGUACUCGUGCCCACUGAAGUUGGCAUCCCCACAUACUUUGACAUCAAGACGGCUGAGUUCACCUACGGGAACCGGGCCAAGCUGGACUUUGAGCACACCGAAGACGGCAAGUUUGUGGUGGACUUCAAAAGGCACUUUGUGCACGAGACCCGGUCGUACAAGAUGCUUGGCAUCGCGCUCACCUUCAACCGGACGUCACUGGGCUCGGGCUACGAUUCGCGCCAGCUGUUCUCGUUACCCCUGGAGCUGCAGGUGACACUGGACCCGGUCCACCACAAGCUGAGCGUCAAGCGACCCGUGACGCCACCUGUCGACUUGUUCAGCUACCACUUCGUGCCGUUCACGUUCCAGCUUCCGUACGAUAGAAGCUCCAUCGAGGAGCCCAAGGCGCUGCCCGGAUUUUCUCUUCACAACGCCGAAGAUCUCUACUUGUUCGACAGGACAUACCUGAACGGCUCGCUGGGAGUAUCCGUAAAUUUCCAGGGAUACGCGCUCAAGAGGGAUCUCAGGGCAAACCUGCGAGAGUUCUUUCACGGUAUGGACCUCCGCGAGAAGAUUGAAUACCUUGUCGUCAACCCACGCUGGAGUCCGCGAGCUUUCCGCAUGCAAGUCCUUCCAGCUGAGCACGACCCGCUGAGUUUGGUGAGUCUGGACCUUUCUCACCACUUGUACAAGCCAGAAGACACAGAGAGGCCGACAACGUUCGGCCUGGAAGACCUGCCCGCAGAAGGCUCGGAGCGUCCGUACACGCAUGCGGUGCUGGGAAGCCUGGCCUUCAGGGGCGGCAGCAGGGAGAGGAAACUCACCUGGGAACUUAGAUACUCGUUCAGUAAGGACCUGCUCCGCCACAAGCUGCUAUUUCACUACGACAGGCAGCCGUUCUCAGCGUCCGAGCAUAACCACACCAAGAUAUGCCUCGAAGCUUCCGCCAAGUUCCCGAAGCCAGAUCACACGAAGCUGGGUGAAAUUGCUGCUUUCCACCAAGGAAAAGAGAUACAAGCAUUCAUGAAGGUCUACUACGGCAGCAACUGCCACGACGACUCUGUGAUUUAUUUCAACGGCAAGUACACGCACACUGACGAAGACGCCAAGGAUAUACAAGCCAAUGCAGCCGGUGCUCCACUUGCUUCCAAGCGAGUCAGCAGUUUGCGACAACUGUACGCUAAAUGCUUAAAAGACAAAGAGCACGGGAUUCCUCUGAGCCAUCACUGCAUCUACUACCUGUACCGAAGCAGCCGUCUCGGAAAACUGGUCCUUGACGUACAAUACAAGAACCCAAAGUCACUACUUCCGACCCCGCUGUGGCGUUCCCUGGCGUACACCAGGUCUCACAAGGCUAACCCCGGCUUCCUGAGUGUCGUAUUCUCGCAUAUGACCGGCCCGUCUGGCGAGCUGCACGUCGAGUCCCAGGUGCCGGCCUCGGCCAAGAAACCACACGCCGACGUAGUGGUCACCGACCAGAGUGGCCACUCGCACCACUACGACCACGUGCCCAUGAGGACACACCUGCUGGAGCCGCGAGUGUUCUUCGCCUUCCGAUACACCAACCUGGCCGAGUACUCUGCUUACUACAGGCACAGGUACUGCGACGUUCAGGGCCACAGUGCAAGGACUUUUGACGGCGUCGUUGUUGACUUGCCCAAAACUGACUGCUACAAGGUGGUCGCACGAGACUGCUCUGUGAACAGGAGGUUCGUAGUCUUGGCAAAAGCCCUGCCAAAUUCGGCAUUCUCGAAGGCUCUGAAGGUGUUCAUACACAACACGGAAAUUGAGCUCCUGCCAGCGGGCGACGCUGAUCACGCCGUGGUGAAAGUUGACGGAGCUGCGGUGGCUGUCACCGUUGACGAGGCCUACGCACACACAGUCCAAGGCGCCGAACUCUUCACAGUCUCCAAGGCCCACGGCAUGUACGAGAUACUCUCGAAGUCCUACGGUCUUGACGUCUUCUUCAACGGCAAAUUCCUCUUCGUUCAGGUCGCUCCUUUCUACCGAGGCAAGCUCUGCGGAUUGUGCGGCGACUACAACUACGACCGGCAACACGAACUCGUGGGCUCGAAUCUUCAUCUCCACAAGGACACCCUUAGCUUCGCUAAGAGCUACGUGGUCCCCUCAGGCGACUGCACUCCGCCCUGAACUCUUCCCGUUGAGCCCAAAGGUCACCGGUCAGCCCAGCCACAAGCAGGGGACAUUUUAACGAGGCUUGAUUCGCGUGUGACAACUGUUUUGCGACCGACUUGAAAAUAUCCAUGAGCAUUAGCAGCGCCACUUCAUCGUGUUUUGAGUAUUUCACGGUGAGUCAAGAAACCAAGGACUGUGCAAUCAUUCUCUGUUACCGUUUGUCAGUUAGUCCCUGAAGGUGUCGCUGCUGCCGUAGACGUCGCUGCCGAAGGUGUGAGUGAGAACGCAGAUAUCGCUGUCAGAGAUAUCUCGUCUCACGAAAGUCCCAGGACUGACCCUUGCCAUGUCACAAUAACGUUAUUGCGCUCGUAGAAGAUGCAGAAGACAGUAUUGGUUAAAUAUUGCUAAUGUGUCUGGUGGAGAGAUACGGAUUAGGUAAGGAGUGAAAUGAUCAUAGAUAAGGAUGGAAAGGAUUGAAAGGCUGAGAGAUCUAUAUUAUGACUGGAGAGUCACAAAAAGUAAUCGAGGCUAACAAAAUUUUUAUUUUCUGAUCCCUGGUGUUCUACGAUGGGCACAAAGUCGGUUAACUUGUUGGAGAAUCAUAUGAUCUUUAUUAUUUCACAUCAUACUGACAACUUGGAGCAAACCUCACGAACUCCUAGCCUCGUAAUCAACGCCAAAUGACCCGCGAGUUCGCUACUACGGGCCAAUUGAAGCAUGCGAAGUUGUUUUUGCCCUGAGCAAAAGAUAUUCGCAUGGUCCAUAUCUAUGCGCAGAAUUAGAAAGCUCCGCACAUGAUUCCAGUCAGAGGACAAGAAUAUUACGACAAAUGGCGUGAAGUGAACGAAUAAAGAAUGGUCUUAAAAAGAUAUUUAAAAAUGCGUCUUUCUUUUCCGCGCAG